Molecule: messenger RNA, 2372 nt
Organism: Arabidopsis lyrata subsp. lyrata
Lineage: Eukaryota; Viridiplantae; Streptophyta; Magnoliopsida; Brassicales; Brassicaceae
Product: putative L-type lectin-domain containing receptor kinase II.2
Exons: 1
Coding region: 187-2166 (659 amino acids)
Biological process (GO): protein phosphorylation
Cellular component (GO): plasma membrane
Molecular function (GO): ATP binding; carbohydrate binding; protein kinase activity
Source: RefSeq, a predicted model, not a curated record
UUUCCUGAGGGUCAACUCUCAUACUUCUCUCUAAUUUCUUUGAUUCAUCUGUGCUGACCUUUUCUGUUAGUCAACCAACAUUCUCAUGAAGAAAAAUAAAAAGGAAAGUGAGUUUACAGAAACAAUUCAAAAAUCUAGAGACUAAUUGGGGUUGUGUGAGAGAAAAAAGAAUCAUAGUUGUUUCAUAUGGUUGAAACUAUGGAAUUACUCUGUUUCUUGAUGAUAGCUUUAGUCCAUGUGAUCUCGGUGGCAUUAGCUCAAGAUGGUAACCAAUUUGUGCAUUACGACUUCAGGAAAGCAGAUCUCUACGUAGAUGGAAUGGCAACAAUCGAAGAUGGUCGGUUGAAACUUACUAAUAGUUCAAAAAAAGCCACUGGGCAUGCCUUCCACAAAACACCCAUAAAUUUCACAAACACUUCUUUUUCAUUUUCAACUGAAUUCGUAUUUGCGAUCAUACCAGAGGAAAGUACCAGCUACGGUCAAGGAAUGGCUUUUCUUGUAUCUCCAACCAUUGAUCUAAGGUAUGGCGCUGCAACAUCUUAUCUAGGGAUAUUCAAUAGGACGAAUGAUAAUAAAACCGAAAAUCAUAUCCUUGCCAUAGAACUUGACACUAAUGCAAGCUCAGAAGCACUUGAAGAAAGUGACAACCAUGUAGGGAUAGAUAUAAACAGUAUAGUAUCCGUCUACUCUGCUGAUGCUAGUUACUUUGAUGAUACCGAAGGAUUGAGGAAAAGCCUUGUGCUUGCAAGCAAACAAAGAAUUCGUAUUUGGAUAGAAUAUGAUGGCGAGCAAAGAUUGCUAAAUGUAACUCUUGCUCCACUCGAGAUCCCAAAACCAAGCUUGCCUCUUUUGUCAAGAUCUAUAGAUCUUUCUAAAAUCUUCAAAGAGCAUAUGCAUUUUGGAUUUUCGGGUUCGACAGGUACAAUCAGAAGUCACCAAUACAUCCUUGGAUGGGCAUUGUCUAUAGGCGGAAAAGCACAAAGCCUUGACAUUUCUAAAGUUUUGGAUCUCCCUAGACCACCGCCUAAUCAUAUACCGGUUAUACUUGCUUCUACAGCAACAAUUGCAUUUUUUGUUAUAGCAAGUGGAAUUGCAUACUUUUACCACCAAAAAAGAUUUGCAGAGGUGUUUGAACAAUGGGAACAGAAAUAUAGUCCUCAAAGAUUUUCCUUUAGGACCCUCUACAAAGCAACCGAAGGUUUCAAGGAGAACCGAGUACUUGGAGCAGGAGGGUUUGGCAAGGUUUAUAAAGGAGAUCUUCUUGAUGGUACACAAAUUGCAGUUAAGAGAGUCUCUCAUGGAGCUGAACAAGGAAUGCAAGAGUAUGUUUCAGAAAUUGCUACUAUGGGCAGCCUAAGUCACAGGAACUUGGUUCGACUACGUGGUUAUUGCAGAAGGAAAGGUGAAUUGCUAUUAGUCUACGAGUUCAUGCCAAAUGGAAGUCUUUCGGAUUACUUGUUCCAUGGAAACAAUCUUAGUUGGUCUCAGAGAGUUCAUAUAAUAAAGGGAGUGGCCUCUGCUCUUCAUUAUCUACAUGAAGGUUCGGAACAAGUUGUGUUGCAUAGAGAUAUAAAAGCCAGCAACAUUCUUCUAGAUUCUAAUUUAAAUGGGAAAGUAGGAGAUUUUGGGCUUGCUAGAAUCCAUGAUCGUGGCGAGAAUCUUCAACCCACACGUGUGGUAGGAACCAUUGGUUACAUGGCUCCAGAAGUUUCCACAUUGGGCGUGGCUAACGAGUUGACUGAUGUGUAUGCGUUUGGGGCUCUCAUCCUUGAGGUGGUUUGCGGGAGGAGGCCACUAGACCCAGAGAGAUCACCCGAACAGAGGAUUUUGGUCGAAUGGGUUGCCAGUUGUGGGAGAAGAGGUGGUUUAAUGGAUACUGUUGAUAGUAAACUAGCAGGCAACUUUAGCACUGAAGAGGCCGAGUUACUUUUGAAGCUAGGCAUGCUCUGUUCUCAGAGAGACCCGGAAAACAGACCUACUAUGAAAGAUAUUACAGAAUAUCUUGAACAAAAAAAGAUUAUGCCAAACAUAACGUUUGAUAUCACUGACAUAGGCAUACCUAUUGCACCUCUGAUAUGCAAUGAAUUGACACCAUCACAUGGAACUACCUCCUCAUUUGCUAGUUUCUGGUAUGACACUAUCACAGUGUUAUUUCGCGGUCGCUGAAGCCUGCAUCACAAACUGCUACACUUGCAAGAAACAAUUUCUUGUUAGAGUGCUCUACCUUGUCGUGACUUGUUUAUGAUUGUGUUUGUGAUAUGUUUAUGAUUGUGUUUGUGAUAUGUUGUUGUGUGCAAAUAAAUAUUGGAAGAAGACUAUGUAUAUAUAUGACCACAAUCUUCCCAAAUGUAUGAAAGUUUACAAUUUGUAUA